Telopea speciosissima is the source of this 2156-nucleotide messenger RNA. RefSeq names its product putative disease resistance RPP13-like protein 1. NCBI's taxonomy places the organism in Eukaryota, Viridiplantae, Streptophyta, Magnoliopsida, Proteales, Proteaceae. Gene Ontology annotation, molecular function: ADP binding. The record is from RefSeq and is a predicted model, not a curated record. The coding region runs from base 66 to 2156 and encodes 696 amino acids. Gene Ontology annotation, biological process: defense response to other organism. The transcript has a single exon.
AUAUUUCUGCUUCUGUUACCGAACUCUCUUUGCUUUACAACUUUUUCUCCAUCUGAAAGAAGAAGAUGUCAGCUAUGGGACAACUCAUUGGAGGGUCCUUCCUCUCGGCCUUCCUUCAGGUGGCCUUCGACAGGUUUGCCUCUCCUGAGAUUAUGGAAUUCUUACUUCGAUGGAAAAUGGACUUGGAUGAAGUGGAGUCACUGAAGCGGACGUCAGCCAUGAUUCAGGCAUUAGCUGAUGAAGCUGAAGUGAAGCAAUUCACCAACGGUGCUGUGAAACUCUGGCUCGACCAUCUCAAACAACUCCUCUAUGAUGCUGAGGACAUACUGGAUGAGUAUGCCACUGAACUUCUACGCCUCAAAAUGGAAUCUGCUCACCAAACCCAACAGGUACGCAAUCCUGUUCCUCUCACUCCAUCAACUGAAAGUAGUGUUUCUUCUUGGUUGAACUCAGGCAUGGAAUCUGCAGUUAAGAGCAUCAAUGGAACUUUAGAAGGAAUAAAAGGCAUUGGGCCUAAGGUUUAUAACAUUGCUGAAGAGCUGCCGGAAAUUAAAAGAUUUGGAUCUAAAGUAAGGGAAAUUAACCAGAGGUUAAAAAGUGUAGCACAAGAAGGUGUUGCUCUUGGUUUGAACUCGAGCAUGGGAUUUGGGUCCUCAAGGCCCAUGGUAUUCAGUCAAAAGCCACCAACGAGUUCUUUGGUGAAUAAAUAUAAAGUUUUUGGCCGAGAGGAAGAUAUGGAGACGAUUGUUGGAUGGUUGCUAUCAGACAAAACUCAAUGUCCCAGUGACAAUGGCAAUAAUUUCUCAGUGCUACCCAUAGUCGGCAUGGGUGGAGUUGGGAAGACUACCCUUGCUCAACUUGUUUAUAACGAUGUGAAAGUUAAGAAGCAUUUUCAUUUGAAAGCUUGGGUCUGUGUAUCAGAGGAUUUUGAUGUGGUAAGGUUAACCAAAGAAAUUCUCGAGUCAGUUACUGGGUCAUCCCCUCCUAAUUCACUGGACCUGCUACAGGUGAAACUUCAAGAAGCUUUAAGGGAGAAAAGAUUCUUAUUGGUCCUAGAUGACGUGUGGAACGAGAACUACGAGAGAUGGGAUGCCUUCAGCACCGCGUUUGCAUUCAGUACACCAGGAAUCAAGAUAUUGGUUACAACACGGAACAAAGGUGCUGCAUCAAUUGUGCACACUGUUCCGAACGAUCAUUCUCUAAAAGUUCUGUCAGACGAGGCAUGUUUUGCAUUGGUUAGAAGGCACGCUUUCAUGGAAGAAAAUACCUCUGAUGCAAAUCAAAAGAUGGAAUUAUUUGGACAAGAAAUUGUGAAAAAAUGUAAGGGUUUACCUUUGGCUGUAAAGACACUUGCUGGCCUCUUGCGGGAUAAAAGAGAGAGUAGUCAAUGGAAAGCUAUUUUGGAGAAUAAAAUAUGGGAUUUCAGCGAAAGUGAGAUCCUUCCAUCACUCAUGUUGAGCUACCAUCAUCUCCCACCACUUCUGAAGAGAUGCUUUGCAUACUGUGCUUUGUUUCCGAAAGACUAUAUAUUCAACAAGAUGGAAUUAGUCGUCUUGUGGAUGGCGGAAGGUACUGUUCAACCAAAAGAAAGAAAACGGCUGGAAGAUGUAGGGGCUGGGUAUUUUGACGAACUAUUUAUGAGGUCUUUCUUUGAGUUAUCUAAUCGUCGUCAUGCUUUGGCGGGACUCCCGUUGUUUAUUGACUUAUCAAAAGAGCUUAGCACAAGAUCAUUUUUUGAGUCAUCCUGUAUCACGGGAUCAGGAUUUGUGAUGCACGAUCUGAUCCAUGAUUUAGCGCAAUUUGUUUCGGGUGGAAUAUAUUGUAGGAGAGAGUAUGAUAAGCCAUCCCAAGUUCUUACUACAGCCCGUCACUUGUCCUAUGUUAUGGACAAUUAUGAUGCUGAGAAGAUAGAAUUUGAGACCAUGAAAAGCUUACGCACCUUUCUAACUCUAAAUGAUAUUGUAGGUAGUCCCAGGUACUUUUUGCCCACCAUGCAAUUCCAAUUCCACUUCCUGCGUGUGCUUCGUUUCAGAAAUUGUUGCAAUUGUGAAUUGCCUGAUUCAGUUGGCAAGUUGAAACAUCUACGGUUUCUUGAUCUCUCGUUUUCUGAUAUUGUGAGGUUGCCCGACUCAAUUGGAAAUCUUUACAAUCUAUAA